Solanum dulcamara is the source of this 1397-nucleotide messenger RNA. Its product is annotated as GDSL esterase/lipase At3g26430-like. Gene Ontology annotation, molecular function: hydrolase activity, acting on ester bonds. The coding region runs from base 94 to 1251 and encodes 385 amino acids. Lineage: Eukaryota; Viridiplantae; Streptophyta; Magnoliopsida; Solanales; Solanaceae. The record is from RefSeq and is a predicted model, not a curated record. The transcript has 5 exons.
UAUGUAUUAUAAUAAUCUCAUCAUAUCCAUUUAACAACUUCGUCUUUUUUCUUUCUUUCUUUUGCUUUAUAGAAAAUAUAUACAAUUUCUCUCAUGGAGCUUAGUAAUCACUCAAAAAUAGUUUUUGCUCUAGUGUUGCUACUUGUAUUUCCAUUUUUAAUUGCUGCCAAGAGCAAGUCACCGUGUGAUUUUCCGGCGGUUUUCAACUUCGGCGACUCAAACUCCGACACCGGUGGAUUGUCGGCGGCAUUUGGUCAGGCUGGUCCGCCAGCCGGCGAGACUUAUUUUGGAGCCCCUGCCGGACGGUAUUGCGAUGGUCGUCUUGUUAUUGAUUUUAUUGCUGAAAACUUAGGACUACCACAUCUAAGUGCAUUCUUAGAUGCAUUGGGUUCAAAUUUCAGUCAUGGAGCCAAUUUUGCCACAGCUGGUUCAACAAUCAGACCCCAAAACACAACUCUACAUCAAAGUGGUUUUAGCCCCAUUUCAUUAAAUGUUCAAAGUUACGAAUUCAACGAUUUCCUUCACAGAUCUCAGAUUAUUCGUACCAAAGGGGAUGUGUUUAGUAAGUUGAUGCCUGAGAAGAAACAUUUUUCUCAGGGGUUAUACACAUUUGACAUUGGACAAAAUGAUUUGACUUCUGGUUACUUCCUUAACAUGUCAACUGAUCAAGUUAGAGCUUACGUUCCUGAUGUAAUCCAUCAAUUCAAAACCGUUAUUCAGGACAUAUAUGGGCACGGUGGUAGAUAUUUUUGGAUACAUAACACAGGUCCAGUUGGUUGUCUACCUUACAUAUUAGAUCGUCUACUAAUAACAGCAGGACAAGUUGAUAAGGCAGGUUGUGGUUCUCCCUUUAAUGAAGUGGCUCAAUACUUCAACUCUAAGUUGAAGGAAACAGUGGUUGCCCUAAGAAAGGAUCUUCCAUUGGCUGCUCUUACCUAUGUUGAUGUUUAUUCCGUCAAGUAUGAACUCAUCAGUCGCGCUAACAAGCACGGGUUUGAGCAUCCACUAGAAGCUUGUUGUGGUCAUGGAGGAAAAUACAACUACAACAUAAAUCAUGGAUGUGGAAGCAAGAUGAAGGUGAAAGGCAAAGAAAUAAUAUUGGGAAAAUCAUGCAAAAAUCCAUCAGAAAGAAUCAAUUGGGAUGGUGUACAUUUCACAGAGGCUGCUAAUAAAUGGGUGUUUCAACAAAUUUUGAAUGGUUCAUAUUCAGACCCUCCACUUCCCUUGAAUAUGGCAUGUCAUAAGCAAUAAAUCUUAGUUAUUCAUCAACAUUUUGUACCAAUUGGAUAACCACUUUUAUCUUUUAUGGAAGAAGCCUAGCUGAAUUGGAUAUUCAGCUAUUAAAUUGGUGUAAUAGAUUAGAUCUAUUUCAUUUUCAAUUAAAGAAUUUUAAUAUA